Thermothelomyces thermophilus ATCC 42464 is the source of this 1784-nucleotide messenger RNA. RefSeq lists its product as uncharacterized. The transcript has 3 exons. The coding region runs from base 179 to 1570 and encodes 463 amino acids. Lineage: Eukaryota; Fungi; Ascomycota; Sordariomycetes; Sordariales; Chaetomiaceae. The record is from RefSeq and is a predicted model, not a curated record.
CUUUCUUUCUUUCUUUCUUCUUCUUUUACUCUCUUUUCUCUCAUGUGCCUGUCUCACUUCCUUAACCCAGCAAAUUGAAACCUGGGUGUACCCUCGUAAACCCGUUUCUCAGGACCAAGCAACACCUGUUUCCCGACUCGCCCUCGCCCUCUCCGACUUAUAGUACGCCAGCCGCAAGAUGGCCGCCCGGCCGGGAGAGGAGAACGUAGCCACGCUCUACGGAGACAUACACUACUUCUACGGACCGCAAACUGAUAAGCCGCCCCAUCACCGGUUCGACAAGGGCUCCUACGUCUACCUCUUUGAGGAUGCGAACCAAGGGCGCGCCCGGCUUGAGAUUGCCAACCAGCCCGGCACCGAGGACCAGGACGCAUUCGAUGGCUAUCUCGACAGAGUGCACCUCCGCUACUCGUACAGGCACACCUGCCUCGUGACGCUUACCGUGGGCGAGGUCGAGGGCACUGAGGAAUGGCAUCUGCCGACCUAUGACCCCCACAACCAGAAUAAAUACCACUACAAGCUCCACUCGCUGGAUAUUUACUUCUGGAAGCCCCAGGACGCCGUCCAAUUCGUCAACGGGAUCCGGCGCGUGCUGCCACCGGAGCAGUGUGAGGUCCUGGAUGAGCCCGGUCCGCCGCCGCGCCAGUCGGCCGACGUGAGCUCCGUGGUGCAGAAACUCGAGCAGGCCGCCAUCUCCGAGUCCAACUCCGUCCAGGCUACGCCGGCCGGCCUGCAGCCCGGAGCGCCGUCUGGAGCACCGUCUGGAGCACCGUCCUUCCCCGGUCCUCCGGCCGUGGCCGUCACUAGCUCGGGAGAGUCGACAUCAGCUGCGCCGCCUCGGCAGUUCGCGCCCGUUGCCUACAACCCGGCGGCCCCGCCGCCCCCCGAGGAGAUUCGCCAUCGUGAGAAGACGCCGCCGCCCGAAGAUGGCGCCCCCAACCCCCUGCAGCAGACCUUGGCCUACGAUGCUACCACGCCGUUCUCGCCGGGCCUCGCCCCGAGCGCUCUCGGCCCGAGCAGUCAUGGCCCGCUCAGUCCCGGAGUCCCGCCCCCAAACAUCCAACACCCGCCGGGCGCCCCGACCUUUCCCGCCCCGCCGCAACACAGCGUCACCUCGCCCGGGUUUGCGCCGCAGGGGUUCGGCUCCCUCGGCGGGCAAGCAGCUGCCAUUUCUCAAACGCUGCCGCCCGUACACCCGGGCGUAUCCCGCGCCGCGACGAUGCCAGCUCACGGCGUAGGCGCUCCGCUCGCGAGCCCCGGCCUGGCGAGUCCGUAUCUCGUCAACUCGUUCCCCAACCACGCCCAAUACGUGCCCGGGGUCACCCACCAUACGCCGACGCCACCUGCGGCGGGAGUCGGGGUGCCUCCCCCUCCUCCCCCUCCUCCUCCUGCUGCUGCUGCUGGUGCAGGACAGGUGCAGAACGAGUAUGCCGUGCACCAGCAGUUUUAUAUCCCCGAGAACCAGUACAAGCCAAAGCAGGAAACCAGGGGCAAACUAGAGGAGAACGCGGCAAAGCUGGAAAGGGGUGUUACCGGAAUGUUGAAAAAGUUCGAGAAGCGCUUUGGUUGAGACGGGAGUGAUAGUCUAGACACUCUAGGUGCGGUGAUGGUUCGUUUUUGUUUCAUUUCAUUUUCAUGGCAGGGAAUCGCGCAUUACCCGCUGAGCUGUAGUUUCAAUGAUCAUUGCGAAUCUUGGAAAGGGGGGGGGGGGUCUGGUCCAUUCGGAGAAGACCGUAAAGUGAGCGAACUUUGCAGUUCCGUCUUCUAUCGAGAGUCUUUUACGG